AUGACCUUCCCUCCCCCUCACCCUACCGCCCAAUCGUCGAUUGCUUCUGGCACCGAUAAAUCUUCUUCGACCAGGGCCGAUAUUGGUGCUUGGGGUCGGUCUGUGUCGCAGUCCGGCGCACGUCGUGGGUUGACUCCACUCGCGACUAAUCUAUCCUCCGCCGCUCCCCCCACGAACACCCGGGGCUUGGACGCAGGCCAGGGGGCCUCUACAUCGUCUUUCUCCGCCGUCCUGAGCUCUGCUCGCGGGCUUUCCGGUGGGAGUCCCAAACCCACAUCCUCGCCAUUCACCUCAUUGCAAUCUGGCUCGCAACAGCACGCAUCCACACUCUCGUCUCCUAAGUACAGAUCUCACACCCCUUCCAUAGGGUCUCACUUGGCAUCCGCCGCAGGCUCCGCUUCAGGUGGAGGAGGUAUUGGGGGAGGUGGUGGUGGGCCGGGAUCAUCCAGAGGGGUAUUCUCACCUCUCUCGUCCGGAACAACCGUGAAUUCUCCUACAGGCUUCGCAUCCGACAAGUCGGGAUCUACAGCCGCCCAUUCGAGCCAAUCGUCGCUCACCAAAAUCUCCAUCGCGCAGGUAUUCCUUCUGCUCGAUUCCAUUACAGAGAAGGAGGGCAAAGAAAAGUGGGAAACCAAGGCUGCUCAAAUACACAAGCUUGUGACAUCCAACGGCAUGGAGGUCUUUUCCAAAUAUUUCCGUCGUCUCUUGACAGGCAACGCACCACAAAUCUUCCCCGGUGUGAACAAAUCCGUCGAAAAUGCGGGCAAUUACCCCCUGCUCGUUCAGGAGCUCCAGAAAGUGGCCAUCGACAUGGAGCAGUCUCAGAAAAUCGCCGAGACUGUAGAUACCUCUGAAGGAGACAUCUUCCGCGACUUUGAUCUCUCAACCUUCUUGGACCACUUCCGACUGGAUCCCCUUAUGAAAGUUUCGCUCGCUCUGGCAUUCAAGCUGACCAGCAAGUCGGAUCUUCGCGCCAAAGCCGACGCCAUUCUCUCGAACUCCGUUGCACCCUUCCUCCAAAGCCUGGCAAGUCCCACUGAAAUUACCAAGGACUUCCAUAAUACUUUCCUCGGAAUGACCAUUGAACGAUUUAUCCUUUAUCCCCCUCGAAAUUUCACCGACGAUGUCAAGGCAAAGCUUGUCUACGCAGCGAAUCUGCGUUACCAAAAGCUUGGUUUGGAUAUGCCAUUCGAAGUCUCCUCAGCUCUGCAAAUGUUCAAUUUUGUCAACCCUCAAUAUGGCUUAGUACGACAGCUCCAUUCCAAGGGCCCCCGCGCUACCACAAACACCGAAACGAUAAGCGAGUUGAUCAGCUCGGAUCCAAAGCAUUGGAGCGAGGAGCACCUAGCAAGCGGUCUCCUGUUCAUGGUUUUGUCACAAUAUUGGGAGCAGUUUUCGCUGGAGACCUUCUUGAGCGCGUUUGCCGACAAACCAAUCAAUUGGGCCCUGGUCUUCCGGCACUUUGACCGUGAGGGCCUCCGGGUGGACCCAAAGCAAUUCGCCAAACUGUACAAUGUUCUCUCUGUUAUGUCAUCUGAGGGCUCGUCUUUGGAUGUCCAGAGACUUUGGGGCGGAGAUUGGGACCAUCGUGACACACAGAUGUCUUUCUUGACUGCAUUUGUAGCCUCUCGCAUCGACCCUUCCUCAAUCCCGAACUUUCGAGCAACAUUCCCCGCCGACUUCUUCCAAGAUGCGCCUGACAUUGUGAAGCUGCAGGGCGAGCGUGCGGCAAAGUCACCUCUGCGAUCCAUGGAUGCUAUGAAAGCCAUUUUCGAUCUUGCCUUGUUUUCCCAAGCUUCAUGGGCUGCGACAGAGAGCCAGCUCCUCAUCAAAGCAGUUGUCCAAUUCGAUCUCCCAGUGUUCUUGUGCUCCGCUCUUGCCAUUCCUCAGCCAUGGUCCAGCGUUCAACAGAGCUUUGUGCUGCGCACGUUUAUUGUCUUCAUCUCGAAGCAGGAGGACGGAUACCAACUUGCCCUACACGGGGCCUGGCGACAAGACCGACAGUGGGUUGCCGAGCAGCUCUUCACUACAUUCACACAGGACCCGACUUCUACCGCAGUCAUUUACGAACAUGCUCUUGCCUACGGUUGGUUAGAGUACCUGCUUGGGUUCACCAAUGGACUUGCUCUCGAUCUUGCCUGCUAUUCCCACCGCAAGGGCCAAUUCGAUCUUGAGCAAUGGGUUCGAAAUGCAGCCCAGAAGGGCGCCAUUGACAUGGGCGGUCUACUUUCCAAGUUCUUGCGAAUCAAGGCAGAGGAUGAGCUGCAUGUUCAACGAAAGGAACAGUCGGCUCAUCAAAUGGUCAGCCUUGCUGUGAAGACUGUUUACACACUUUUGUCAGUUCUUGAGGAGUAUGUUGGUGACCGCGAGAACCUCACCCCCGUUCAACGUAUCUGUAUCCAGACCUACCCUCGCUUGAUCAAUUAUGGUGAAGGAUUUGACGAUAUCAUUGACAUCAACGGCGAGAAUGGCAACACCCUCCCCGAUUCUAUUGACAAGCAAAUGCAAGAACUAUUUGGGAAAAUGUACCACGAAGAGCUCUCGCUACGAGAGAUGCUGGAGUUGAUGCGCAAGUACAAGUCCUCGCGCGACCCCGUUGAGCAAGAUCUCUUCGCUUGCAUGGUGCAUGGCCUGAUUGACGAAUACCAUUGCUACCACGAGUACCCUCUCGAGGCUUUGACAAAGACCGCAGUCAUGUUCGGUGGUAUCAUCAACUUCCGUCUUGUUGACGGCAUUACGCUGAAGGUCGGUCUCGGUAUGAUCCUCGAGGCCGUCCGCGAACACGAGCCCCACGAUCCGAUGUACAAAUUUGGCGUUGAAGCUAUUGAACAACUAAUCAACCGCCUUUCCGAGUGGGCUGGCUUCUGCCACCUGCUCUUCCAAAUCCCCUCCCUGCAAGGCACCCCUAUCUACCAGAAGGCAGAGGAAGUGCUCCGAGAGCAAGGAAACCAGGUUGGUGAAGCCGAGGCUGGACCUUUCGAUGGAAUGGUUGCCGCGCCCCUCACCAAUGGCAACGCCGCAGAUUCCCCAGUCACCGACGGCUCUGUGCGCAAGUUCCGUGCUAUUCACCUUGAUCCUCCUCUUCGAUCCGAGCUCUACGAAGACCCGGAUGAAGACAUUCAGGACAAGAUCCUUUUCGUCCUCAACAAUGUCUCGGAGCAGAACAUUGACGAGAAACUCCAAGAUCUGCGUGAAGUCCUGCGGGAUCAACAUCACCAGUGGUUUGCGGCUUACCUGGUAGAGGAACGUGCUAAGUUGCAGCCCAACUUCCAGCAACUCUACCUUGACCUUCUUGGUCGUAUUGAUGACAAGAUUCUUUGGGCUGAAGUCUUGCGAGAGACUUAUGUCAGUGUUGCCAAGAUCAUCAACUCGGAAAGCACAUUGACUUCGUCUACUGAUCGUGGUCACCUCAAGAACCUUGGUGCUUGGCUAGGUUCCUUGACCAUCGCCAAGGACAAGCCCAUCAAGCACAAGAACAUCUACUUCAAGGGCCUUCUUCUGGAAGGCUAUGACACCCAGCGUCUUAUGGUUACGAUUCCUUUCACGUGCAAAGUUCUCGUGCAGGCCACCAAGUCUACGGUGUUCAAGCCACCUAACCCUUGGGUGAUGGAUAUCCUGUGUCUUCUCUUGGAACUCUACCACUUUGCUGAAUUGAAGUUGAACCUGAAGUUCGAGAUUGAAGUUCUAUGCAAAGACCUUGACCUCGACCACAAGACUAUCGAGCCGGCUAUUGUCAUCCGCGACCGCGCUGCUCAUGUCGAAGACCCAAUCCCUACCGCCAAUCCUCCAGAGGGCCUCGUUGAGCCAUUCGAAGACCUGUCUCUUAACCCUAUCAACCAGGGUAUUCGCAACGAGCGCCUUUCCCCUGCUGCUAUCAUGUCAACCCUGCCGAGUCUUGACAAGAUUCUCGUACUGCCUUCCUCGGCAAGCAGCAUGGUUGACCCUACCAUCCUCAAGCAGAUCGUUCACACAGCAGUUGAGCGUGCCAUUGCUGAGAUCAUCACCCCUGUGGUGGAGCGCUCCGUCACCAUUGCCUCAAUUUCCACCGUCCAGCUCGUCUCCAAGGACUUUGCUAUGGAGCCCGAUGAGGAGCGUGUGCGCCAUGCUGCGGGCAUCAUGGUCCGCCAGCUCGCCGGUAGUCUUGCGCUUGUUACCUGCAAAGAGCCCCUCAAGGUCAGCAUGACCAACUACAUCCGGAUGAUCCAACAAGAUUACUCCGAGCAACCUAUGCCUGAAGGUCUGAUCUUGAUGUGCGUUAAUGACAACCUCGAUGCUGCUUGUGGCAUUGUUGAGAAGGCCGCAGAGGAGAAGUCUCUGCCCGAGAUCGAAAAGGUGAUCGAGCCCCAGCUGGAGGCUCGUCGCCGUCACCAGGCCAGUCGCUCGAACGACCCCUUCAUUGACCCUUCAAUGAACCGCUGGGGAUUGUUCAUCCCGGAGCCCUACAGACAAGCUCCUGGUGGUCUAAACAAGGAGCAGCUGGCAAUUUACGAAGAAUUUGCCCGCCAAUCCCGUGGCCCUGCGCCAUCCACCGAGGCAUCCGCAGGUCGCCAAAUCACCGACGUUCUUGGAGAAUCCUACCCCGCCAUCCCUAAUCUCUCUACCCCAGCUGAACAGCCAGCUGUUCCCCACAGAACGCCCCAGAUGCAACCUGCAGUUUCGCAGCUCGCGCCUGCACACACCAACGGCUUCCUGGAUGCCCAAAGUCCACGCGAACGAGUGGAGAGCUUUGUCUCUGAUAUCCAGCAGUCCGCCCGCAAUGCCCCGGAAGAGCACGUCAAGGACCUCGGUAGAGACAGCACAGUGCUGCAAGAAUACAACCAGGCACUGCGCACCAUCGUUCAAUCCGCAAACCCAGAGGAAUUGGCCCGCCUGACUUCAUUGAAGGUGUGCACUCUUCUGUACUCUCAGUCACAUGGAUCUCUCGAGAUUGAAGUGCUGGUGCACCUCCUUGCCAAGCUGUGUGACAUGUCCUCGCUUAUUGCCCGGUACACAUGGGCGCUUCUCUCGGACGUUGAUGACGAACACAUGUUCAACGUCCCAGUCACAGUUGCUCUUAUCGACGCUGGUCUCCUCGAUAUCCGCCGGGUUGACAUGAACCUUACCCGUCUGAUCAUGCAAAGGAACGUGUCUGCUCUUGAGCUACUCGAUAGUUUGAUGGACCGUGUCCUCUUCAACGAGGAGCCAUCUGCCCUCCGGUCCGACUUCUCCGGCAGCUUGGAAGCCAUGAGCCAAUGGCUGGCUGAGGAUGCAACUGUUGCUCCUGGUGCUGACAUCGUGCGCAAAUUGCGUGAGUCUGGCAUCCCAGAGGUCGUCAACACUCUCCUCGAUGACCAAGCCAGAUCCAAGCGUGACCAGAUGGAGUACAUCUUCAGCGAGUGGAUUGGUAUCUACAAGGCCCCGGGUGCCACUGACCGCACCUUCCAUUCAUUCCUCCAGGAUCUCCACAACCGACAGGUGAUGAACAGCCAGGAAGACUCCGCGCUAUUCUUCCGUCUCAGCAUUGAUAUCUCUGUUGCCAUGUUUGAACAUGAAGCUCAGAACCCCAAUGGCCCUAAUAUUGAUGAGGCCUUCCUCUACAUCGAUGCUCUCGCGAAGCUGGUCAUUCUGCUCCUCCGCUUCCAAGGCGAGACUGCUGGUGCUGUUCGAGCCAACAAGGCCACCUACUUCAGCUCAAUCCUCUCCCUUCUGGUUCUGGUCCUCAACCACCACCAAGUCAUGAGAGGAGAAGCAUUCAACCAGCGAGUCUUCUUCCGUCUCUUCUCUAGCAUUCUCUGCGAGUACUCUUUGAACGGACUGCAGCACACCGAGCAACACCAAGGCAUGAUCUUCGCCCUGGCCAACAAGUUCCUCUCAUUCCAGCCUCUUUACGUUCCUGGAUUUGUGUACGGUUGGCUCUGUCUGGUUUCCCACCGGGUCUUCAUGUCGGACAUGUUGAACAUGCCCGACCGUGCCGGAUGGGCACCUUACUGUGAGAUUAUGCAGGCACUUCUGUCCUACAUGGGCGAGCAACUCAAGGCCGUCAACAUCACAUACGUUGCCAAGGAUCUUUACAAGGGCGUCCUCCGCAUCCUGCUGAUCUUGCACCACGACUUCCCCGAGUUCGUGGCUGAGAACCACUUCCAGUUCUGCAACGUCAUUCCGGCCCAUUGCGCCCAGCUCCGCAACCUUGUUCUCAGUGCUUACCCAUCCUCCUUCCAGAAGCUCCCCGAUCCAUUCCGCGAGGGAUUGAAGGUCGAGCGCAUCGAAGAGAUGAGGGAAAUCCCCUCGGUUGCCGGCGACGUUGUUGCGCCUUUGCAAAACGCCAACAUCAAGGACAUUGUUGACGGUGUGCUCAAGAACGAAAGCAUCUCCGAGACUGCCAUUCAGCAGCUUUGCGACGCCAUCCUCAACCCCGAGACCAAGGAGACCGGACUGUUCUUCGCCCCAGUCGAGGUGGACGUUGUCCUGCUGAAUGCCCUUGUGCUGUACGUUGGACAGCAAGCCGCCUUGGAGCACAACUUGAAGAGCAACACCCGGAGUGCCUUCGAGAACUCCACCCACGCCGCCCUCUUGGAUAAGCUCGCCCAAGUCUUGCGCCCGGAGUCUCGCUACUACCUGCUCAGUGCCAUGGCCAACCAGCUCCGUUACCCGAACAGCCACACCUACUUCUUCAGUUUCACGAUCCUCCGCCUGUUCGGUGUAGACUACAACGAGUCUGACGAUUCCGAUGUUCGCCAACAAAUCAUCCGUGUAUUGCUAGAGCGCUUGAUUGUUCAUCGCCCCCACCCCUGGGGUCUUAUCAUCACCCUGCAGGAGCUCCUCCAGAACCGGAGCUACUCAUUCUUCCGCCUUCCCUUCAUCCAGGCGGCUCCCGAGACAAUGGCCGACUCCGACUUUACAGGCUCAGAAUAUGAUGGUCCAGCGUUCCAGACCACAAUCAAGGACGCGGUCCUCGCGCCGUUCCGCGCGUUGGUAUCCAAGUCCGCCCUCCGGAUCUACCUGAACACCUUGCUGUUUAUGGGCGCAGCAUCCCUCCUGAUCGGAAUAUCUGCAAUUGCCUACGGUGUAUUCUACUUCAAGUUCAUCCCCACCGUCGGGCUGCAACGAGAAGUCCACCUACAGUUCGGCAAUGGCCACCCCUGGGGCACGGCGCAUUUUGACUCCGAGUUCGUGUCCUCACAACCAUACGAUGUAUCAGUGACGCUGGAGGUCCCGCGCACCCCCUCCAACCUCGACACCGGCAACUUCAUGCUCGACCUCACCCUGUUCGCCUCGCGUCCUGCCUCCCUCGUCCUUCCCGGUCCUACCAACACCCCUAUCUCGCAGGCCCGUCGCCCCGCGAUCCUGACCUAUGCCUCACCGAUGGUGGACCUUGCUCGACGGGCGACGCGCAUCCCACUCUACAUUGUUGGCUGGCGCCGGGAGUCGGAGACCCUGGAAGUGCCCAUGAUGGAGGAGCUUGAGUUUGCGAAGGGGGUCCGAAACCUGCCACAGAGUCUGCGACUUGAGAUUCAGAGUGAAUCAAGGAUGCAGAUAUACUCGGCUCAUGUUGAGUUCCGGGCUCGGCUUACGGGUCUUAGAUGGCUUAUGUAUCGCUGGAAGAUUACUUCUUUUGUGGUAUUUAGCUCCCUUUUCUGGUCUGUGUCUAUGCUCUCUGCUAGCUUGACAUGGUUGGUGUUGACGUGGGUUCUGGGUAAUGCACCUACACCCGCCAUCAAGGCGGAACUGGACCAACUGAAGGAGGAGCCGGCGACAGAGGAUGAGAGCUCGGAUGAGUCUGUCAAGAAGGAGGAAGAGGAGACCCGGCUGCUUCAUAGUGUACCGGCGGAGAGUGAAGCGAUGGGCUCAGGAUUGGAGAGUGCCAAAGCUCGUGGAGUUACUAACGACGACGGUCCUCCGUCCAACCAAUCGUCACCGUACGUGCAUUCGCUCGUCAAAUCGCUUCAAUCUGCCGGUCACACCGUUUCGGUUAUCCUACCGCACCAGCAACGAUCAUGGAUUGGUAAAGCGCACAUCGUAGGCGCAUCCGUAAAGCCUACCUAUUUCCGCCCCGGGACACUGCACCAAGAAGACGGGACAACACACCAGCUGCCCCGAGGCAGCAACGGUGAUGACAGCGAAGGCGACGAGUGGGUCCUGAUCGACUCAACGCCUGCAAGCUGCGUGCAGAUCGGCCUGUAUCACUAUUUCCAAGAGCGAGGUCCCAUCGAUGUCGUGGUCUCCGGUCCCAACUAUGGCCGCAACACAACUGCACUAUUCGCAUUGUCCAGUGGGACCAUCGGCGGAGCCAUGGAAGGUGCUUGCUGUGGCAAGCGCUCGAUUGCGCUCUCGUAUGCGUUCAGCUCGCGCAAUCACGACCCAGUCAUUAUCGCCGAAGCCUCGGGCCAUGCGGUCAAGUUGAUUGAGCAUUUGUGCGCGAACUGGGCCGACGGCGUGGAUCUCUAUAGCGUCAACGUCCCUCUGGAACCAGGAGUGAGCGAGAACAAAGUUCUAUAUACUGAUAUGCUGGACAACCGAUGGACUGGCAGCUGUUUCCAGGCUGUUGAGCCUACGUCGGCUGAUGAUCCCGAUCUGCAGGAACAGCUGCUGCGGGACCAAGGUGAAGUCGAGGGCAAGAAGCCUGACCCUAGUGUCGGUCUUAGUGAGGAGAGUGCUUCUCGUGGACCUCGGCUUCAGCACAAGCAUUUCAAGUGGGCGCCUAGCUUCCAAGAUGUCUACCGCAGUGUGGAAGAGAGCAAGCCUGGUAACGACGGUUGGACCGUCAAGGAGCAAAUGACCAGUGUUACGCCUCUUAAGGCCAACUUCAAGCCUACCCCUGGCAUCUCGGGUGAAAUCAAGCUAUCGAAUAACAAGCCCUCGCUAUACUCCAUCGUCGAUUGUGAUGAUUCCUACGUGCAGCAGAUGGUCCAGCGGGCAUUGACUCGGCGCCUGGGAGAUGCCUCCAAGCAGAUCUCGUCGGUGUCCGACCUGCCGGACUCCUCGUCGCCACUCUUCCAAUACCGUGAGUAUGAACGCAUCGACUUCGAACACGGCAUGUUCGAAUCCUCUACGUCUCUUCUGAACGCAUACGUGAUCCGGAAGGCGUUGAUUCGCAAGCACUAUCUGUCGAACACAGUGGCCGGCUGGCUUUCAAAGAACCCCGACAGCGUUCUGCGUCACCACUUCAAACCCGCCUUCGACUUUGAGCUGGAUUACUCUGAAUUCCUCGACGAUGCCCUGCUGGAAGCCUAUGAGCUGAACGACAGUCUAGCCAGGAACGAAGGGCGCGCAGACUCGGAGAAAGAAUGGUGGAUCCUCAAACCCGGCAUGAGUGACCGAGGCCAGGGAAUCCGCAUCUUCAACAGCGAAGACCAGCUCCGCGAGAUCUUCGAAGAGUGGGACGCAGACUCAGACGAGGAAGGCUCCGAAGCCGAGGAAGAUGAGGACGCUGCCCCCAACACGGGCGUCGUCACUUCGCAGCUUCGCCAUUUCCUCGUCCAGCCCUAUAUCGAUCCUCCACUUCUUCUUCCCUCGUCUUCCAACCGCAAGUUCCACAUCCGCACUUACGUUCUUGCAUCUGGAUCCCUGCAAGUCUAUGUCUUCAAGGAGAUGCUCGCCCUCUUCGCGGCCAAGGCGUAUCGCCCCCCGCACGAGGAAGAAGACGACGUCGCCGAUCUUGCCCGCCACCUUACCAACACCUGUUUCCAAGAAGGCGGCAGCUCCAACGAAGGCAGUGUGCGCCGCUUCUGGGACUUGGACCAGCAAGUCCCCGGUCUCUCAGAUGAUUGGAAGGAGAAGAUCUUCGAGCAGAUCUGCUCUGUGACGGGUGAAGUGUUCGAGGCGGCGGCGCGUGGCAUGAUGAUUCACUUCCAAACCUUGCCCAAUGCCUUUGAGUUGUUCGGUGUUGAUUUCCUCGUUGACAGCAACGGCUCUGCAUGGCUUCUAGAGCUCAACGCAUUCCCUGACUUCGCUCAGACUGGCGAGGACCUGAAGGAGGUUGUGGUUGGGCGGUUGUUUGAGGAGAUGGUCGAUGUGGCCGUGAAGCCAUUCUUCGGACUUGGCCAAGGGUCCGAAACUGGAGACUUGAAGCUGGUGGCUGAUAUUGACUUGGGGAGAAAGGCUUAG
Messenger RNA from Penicillium olsonii, 10083 nucleotides. NCBI's taxonomy places the organism in Eukaryota, Fungi, Ascomycota, Eurotiomycetes, Eurotiales, Aspergillaceae. The record is from the annotation of a GenBank genome assembly.